AUGGCUCUUGCGAACUCUGUAAACCUGGUCUAUAAUUUUAUUACCAUGGAAAUGAACAUCUGUCUUUAUUGUGAGAAGCGUCUUGACGAUGACAACCUCAGCUUUUGUUCUGGAGCUUGUCAGGAAAACGAGGCAUCAAAGAGCACGUUCGCACAUCACGCCUAUCGCACAUCCUCCGAACGCCACUGUCCGACGCCAUCUUUUAGACUAUCUUACAAGAGACGCCUUGGGUACAAUUCUCUUGGCAAGAAAUCAAACCGUUGCUCCUUGUCGAUGCACAACACACCCUUUCUAGCGUCGUCGUCGUCAUCAUCAUCUUCCUCCUCAUCCUCCUCAUCUUCAUCCACCGACUCAGUCCUGUCCGUGUGUUCGUGCGACGAUAAGCAUGACUCACCUUUCCUUGUCUACCCGUCCUAUGCUGGUUCUAUGGACAAUGUCGACAAUCUAUUCUUUGCAUCAUAG
Phycomyces blakesleeanus NRRL 1555(-) is the source of this 462-nucleotide messenger RNA. RefSeq lists its product as hypothetical. The transcript has 3 exons. Bases 1 to 462 code for a protein of 153 amino acids. Lineage: Eukaryota; Fungi; Mucoromycota; Mucoromycetes; Mucorales; Phycomycetaceae. The record is from RefSeq and is a predicted model, not a curated record.